This is a messenger RNA of Rhipicephalus microplus (southern cattle tick), 618 nucleotides long. RefSeq names its product probable ATP-dependent RNA helicase DDX5. The record is from RefSeq and is a predicted model, not a curated record. Lineage: Eukaryota; Metazoa; Arthropoda; Arachnida; Ixodida; Ixodidae.
AUGGUCUACAUGAGGUUUGAGCAGCAGGUCAUCUCUAUCGCCAGGUACGUUCGACCCAAUCGCCAGACCAUGAUGUGGAUUUCGAGAAGACCAAGGAAUCUCUACCGGCUUGUUGACGCACUGCUUAAGCUUUACGUUGAAAUUCGCAUCGAGAUGUAUCCAGCUUCUCCAUACCAGAGCGUUGAACACGAAGUACUCGUCACUGCCGAAGCUGAGAAAAAGCCCGAGAUUGUUGCACUCCUGGAGCACAUUUUGGACGCGCAAGUGGGAGCAGCUGCCGGAAAAAUUAUCGUUUUUGCCGAAACAAAGAAGCGCGUUGACGACCUUUUGUCAAACAUGCGUAUUCGCGACUGGCCUGUCAUCGGCGUCCACGGCGGGACUUCGGAUAGCGUGUGGAAUUGGGCGCUGGCGGCGUUUCGCCGAGGCAAGACGCCUAUCCUUGUUACGACCGACGUUGCCACGAGGCAACUGCCCUCUGGCGAUGUGCGCUUUAUGGUGAAUUACGAUUACCCGAGCAGCGCCGAGGCAUACUCGAGGCGAAUUAGUCGUGCGUCGCAUUCAACGGUUUUAGAGGCUGGCGUUGCAUACACGUUUAUUGAGCCGGAUGACUGCCGAUGA